AUUAUUUUUUUGGACUAGACUCCACAAACGGCGUAAAUUUUUUAGUGCAGAAAAUUUUAUUCUGCAAAGUUGCAUUUUUUCAUUGUAAUUCUGGAAUGUUUGAGGUUUAGACUGUAAUUGUAUUAUCAAGUUUUCAAAAUGUUGGCAUCUCUUCGAAGUUCGACCAUUGAGUUUUGUGCAAAAACUCGAAUAACAAGUUAUUCGUAUCCAUCGCUGCGUUGCAUGUCCACAGUGCCAUCUUCGAGUUCGGACCUGCAGUGUGAUUUAGCCGUUGUAGGUGGUGGAAUCGUGGGAGCAGCUACGGCCUACAAAAUUUCCCAACUACCUCGUUCUAAGCCUUUGAAAAUCCUGAUUCUGGAAAAAGAAAAUGCCUUAGCAAAACAUCAGACUGGCCGUAACAGCGGCGUUAUUCACAGUGGAAUCUAUUAUAAACCUGGCUCACUGAAAGCCAAAAUGUGUGUGCGUGGACUCGAUCUGAUGUACGAUUACUGUGAUAAGAACCACAUUCCAUACAUAAAGACGGGAAAACUUAUUGUUGCAGUCGAAGAGGAGGAAAUACCACGGCUGCUAAAACUGUAUGAAAAUGGCAAAGUGAAUGGAGUGCGAGAUUUACAGCUGAUCGACGAGAAGGGAAUUAAGGAGCACGAACCACAUUGCAGAGGCAUUAAGGCACUUUUAUCACCACAUACAGGAAUCGUGGAUUAUAGUCUGGUCACCAAAUCCUUGGCCGAUAGCGUUGCUCGAAGCGGGGGAGAAACAGUGUUGAAUUUCGAAGUGGUAAAAUUCCAGUCCGCUCCAGAGGAAGGAAAAGUCCAGCUGAUCGCAUCGGACGGACGAGUUGUGCAUUGCAAAGGAGCUGUCGUUUGCGGGGGGUUGCAGUCUGAUCGGCUUGCGGUCUUGUCUAACUGUCCACCAACACCAAAAAUUGUCCCCUUUCGUGGCGAUUAUUUACAGUUGAAGCAGGGAAAACGCCAUUUGGUUCGCGGGAAUAUCUAUCCGGUUCCUGAUCCGCGGUUUCCCUUCUUGGGUGUGCAUUUCACUCCACGGAUGGACGGGAAUUUAUGGCUGGGCCCGACCGCAGUAUUCUCCAUGGAUAGAGAAGGUUACAACAUGUUCAGCUUCCGCUUUAGAGAUAUGUGGGAAGCUGUAACGUUUCCCGGCUUUUUGAAAAUGGCUGCGCGUUACACUCGUUUUGGUCUGGCGGAGAUGUGGCGCAACGCAUAUAUUCCCGCACAAAUCAAACAGUUGCAGAGAUAUAUACCAGAGAUAACGACAGCCGAUGUGGAAAGGGCGCAUUCUGGCAACAGAGCACAAGCACUGGACAGUGAUGGAAAUUUAGUGGAUGAUUUCAUUAUCGAUACCGCUGAAGAUGAAUUGGGUAAAAAAGUCGUUCACGUUAGGAAUGCUCCUUCACCGGCUGCGACUUCGUCUCUAGCUAUAGCCGACCACAUCGUUGAUACGGUUUCGAAGAAGUUUAAAUUUCUUAGCGCUUGAAAUGUGAUGUUUAAUUGUGAAAUGAUAUACUCGUAUAAUUUACUGCAUGCAAUAGUUUCGCACUGAACCCUGAAGUAUUACAGAACGGUGUUUACGUUUUACCUGUUUUACAUGAUAAAACUAAGCUCAGUGAUUUAUCAAUAAAAAGAAUACCGCGCUC
Paramacrobiotus metropolitanus is the source of this 1654-nucleotide messenger RNA. Its product is annotated as L-2-hydroxyglutarate dehydrogenase, mitochondrial-like. Bases 139 to 1494 code for a protein of 451 amino acids. Gene Ontology annotation, molecular function: (S)-2-hydroxyglutarate dehydrogenase activity; (S)-2-hydroxy-acid oxidase activity. The transcript has a single exon. The record is from RefSeq and is a predicted model, not a curated record. NCBI's taxonomy places the organism in Eukaryota, Metazoa, Tardigrada, Eutardigrada, Parachela, Macrobiotidae.